AUGGGAACGGCCAUUCCAUCAACUCAGGCGACCAUACUCCCAUUUCCGCCACCAUCUCGCCGGAAACCACCGCCAAGAUCUCCCAAAGGCAGUCCUCCAGUUUUGGCUGUCCUCACACAGCCAGCUUUCGUUACUAUUAAGAACGAUGAUGAUCUCCGCCUUAAGAUCGAUUCAAAGAACAAUACCAUAGCCACCACAUCGAAGACCGUAUACCACGACAAUUGGUUCGAACGAAUCGCCAUUGAUUACCUCUCGAAAACCAUCCAAGAAACUGUUGGGAUGAAGAACGACGAGCCGGGGUACAAGGGGUUCGUGACGGUGUCAGCAGCAGUCUUCCGGGAGUUUAACCUGACUGAACAACGCCAGUUUGUUGAUAAGGCUCUCGAGAAAGCUAUUCCUAGUCUUAUGUUCGUUAUGAUCAGAAAACUGAUGCCGCAAUCGAAGUUUACGAGGGAACUUUUUGCCGCCUUCACGACCGUCUUCUUUCGUUGGCUCAUUGGUUACAGUGUGGUAAAAGAGUCAGAGUUUGAAGGGAGAAAGGAGAGGAAUGUUGUCCACAUAACUAAAUGCAGGUUUUUGGAGGAGGCUAACUGCAUAGGCAUGUGCACAAACCUCUGCAAGAUGCCGAGCCAAGAGUUCAUGAAGAACAAUUUCGGUAUUCCGGUCAACAUGGUUCCUAAUUUUGAUGAUAUGAGCUGUGAGAUGAUAUUCGGUCAGGAUCCUCCGGCACAAGAAGAUGAUCCGGCAUUUAAGAAACCAUGCUACAAACUAUGUAAUGCAAAACAAAGGCACAGUGCAAGCUGCAUCAGCUAG
This is a messenger RNA of Cynara cardunculus var. scolymus (artichoke), 813 nucleotides long. RefSeq names its product beta-carotene isomerase D27, chloroplastic-like. Gene Ontology annotation, molecular function: iron ion binding. The transcript is spliced from 7 exons. The coding region runs from base 1 to 813 and encodes 270 amino acids. NCBI's taxonomy places the organism in Eukaryota, Viridiplantae, Streptophyta, Magnoliopsida, Asterales, Asteraceae. The record is from RefSeq and is a predicted model, not a curated record.